UGUAGAUAUUUGUCAUAUCGUGUUUCUCAUCAUAUUCAAAUUUGUGAAAAUGAAUGCAAACUCAGAGAGAAUUGAGAUUUCAAGAAAUUUGUUGGAAAAGGCUGAAAAAGCUCGUUCCGUACUACUACCGACAAAGUCGGAACUUAAGUACAAAAAGGAAUAUGACAAAUUUCUGCAGUGGAUGGAAGUUAACCGUAUGGAUAGUAAAAACACGAGUGAAACUGUAAUGUUGGCGUAUUUUCAAGAGAUGUCUGAAUUGUAUAGUCCUAAUUCGCUGUGGACAAAGUGGUCAAUGCUAAAAUUGAUGAUGAGAAUACAUGAUGACAUAGAUGGAAGUAAAUUUCACGAAUUGGAAGCGUUUCUCAAACGCAAAAGUAAAGGCUAUGAGCCAAAAAAGUCUCAAGUGUUUAGUCGGGAAGAUAUUGUCAAAUAUGACAACAUUGAAGAGACAUGGUGGAUGGCGAAGUUCAACGGUGGCAGAAGGGUAUUUGGCCGACAGCAUGGAAUUGAAAAACAAAACUGCAAGAAUGUUAGCUGGCAUGUCAGAUGAAAGAAGGGAAACAACUUCAUGUUUGAAUACAGUCAUCAACAGUGACAACCGUUUAAUAGAAAAUCCUUGCAAUUCGGGUAACAACUUUAGUGGUAAAUUCGACAACUGUCGGUUUGUUUUUGUGAACA
Molecule: messenger RNA, 678 nt
Organism: Harmonia axyridis
Lineage: Eukaryota; Metazoa; Arthropoda; Insecta; Coleoptera; Coccinellidae
Exons: 2
Coding region: 50-550 (166 amino acids)
Source: RefSeq, a predicted model, not a curated record